GAAAAGGAAGUUGUAUGUAAACAUUGGCUGAGAGGUUUAUGUAAAAAAGGUGACGGAUGUGAAUUUCUUCAUCAAUACAAAGCUGGUAAAAUGCCAGAAUGUCACUUCUUUUCUGAAUAUGGAGAAUGUAGUAAUGUCGAAUGUAUCUUUUUGCAUAUUAAACCUGAAGACAGAAUUAAAACAUGCCCUUGGUAUGAAAGAGGAUUUUGUAAACAUGGACCUGAUUGUAGAUUAAAACAUUUAAGAAAAAUUGCUUGUCCAGAUUAUUUAGCUGGAUUUUGCGCUAAAGGUCCAAAUUGUAAAUUUUCCCAUCCU
Naegleria gruberi is the source of this 315-nucleotide messenger RNA. RefSeq lists its product as uncharacterized. The annotation marks the transcript as partial. The transcript has a single exon. The record is from RefSeq and is a predicted model, not a curated record. Lineage: Eukaryota; Heterolobosea; Eutetramitea; Acrasida; Naegleriidae. Gene Ontology annotation, molecular function: RNA binding; metal ion binding.